UAGCAUAUAGAUAUAUCUGUUCUCCUUCUCGCACGUAUUGGCCUGUAUUGUGUAUUACGCGCCAAUGGCCGAGAGCCGAGACCUGAGACGCCGAGACGAGACGGGCCGAGAUCAGAUCGCCAAGUCAUAUUGUCGCAUGACGAUCAAUGACGAUUUCGUACGGCACGUAAACGCCUGCAUGCUCGCAGUUAUGCGCUUCCAUUGUGAAAAUACAAGUGCUUUAUGGUGAUAAUAUGUCAAAACCAAACAUAAGGAAAAUAACGGCUGACCCUACGAAAUGUAAUACAGACUCUUCACGACGGCCGAGUGUGUUUGAGAGGUUGGGCACCAAACCAGCGAUCGCCGCCGCCACCGCCGCCGCUCAAAAUACAUCGGAUUAUUGCAGAAAUUGGGCCCUCAACGGCAGUUGUUCCUACGGAAAGAAUUGCAAAUACGCAAACACACACACAUUGAUAAGCCCAUCCAAGCGUGCUAAGAAAGAUAAUGCGAUCGCAGGUACAUCUGGGCUCAUUGCAGAGGAUCCCUUCAAACGGCUCACAUCGAAGAUCGUGAAAAAGGCAUCGCAUAGUCCGGACUUAAACAUAGAAGAGUGGAAUCAGACAGACCUCGAAUACGAGGACGAGAAAGUGUUGGAGAGACGGCGGCAAUUGAUACAACGGGAACUGAAAUUACAAAUGAAGAAGGACAAAGAAGUACAUGGCAAGGAUAAAGUAAGGCAGAAGAAAAAAGCGAUGAGCUCCUCCUCUAGUUCGCGCACAUCCAGCACGUCUAGCAGUAGCAGCAGCUCUAGUAGUGAAGACUCCUCUUCUACAUCCACGUCAGACUCGCAUAAGAAAAUCAAAAAGAUCAAGACUAAGAGACAUCAUAGUAUUUCUGCCGAUUAUAGUGAGGACAAAGAAAGAAAGAAAAAAUUGAAACUCAAAAGACUAGGAACAAGAAAUGACAAAGCCAUCAAUAAGAAGAAACGCAAACUUGACAAUUCCACAAAAAAAGAUCUUACUACGAGACCAGUCAAGAAGUAUGGUUCGUCGUCUGUAACUAGGAAGCAUACCAACUCAUUGCGCGCUAGAUCACCUGCGAUACAGCAGGGAUCUACGAGUGGAGUCACGUCUGCAGUGGCCGCAACGUUGGGCUCGCAAGUUUCUGUGGCGCAUCACGCAUCAUCCAGCAAAAUUCGAGAAAGAAACAGGAGCGAAUCACCGAAAGCGGUAAAGAAUAAUCGAGAAGUGGACAAGGAGGACGGCAGGCAUUACAAGAAGGUGCGUGAUAUGGAUGAGUGUCUGUCCAAGGACGCUGUUAAGUGCAAGUCAUUCGAUAAAAUCAAAGAACAACAGGAGAAAGAAAAGAACCGCGCUAUUGAUGAAAAAACCAAAUUAGACGAUCGGUUGAGGUCCAAAUGCAAGGAGAAGGAUGUGCGUUCACGUACGCCGCCGCCGCCGCCGUCGUCAUCGGAACGAUCAUCUAAAUAUCAGCACGUUAAAGAGAAUGCGUCAUCAAAAGUACAACGUAGUCGAACGCCAUCGAGGAGACGCGAUCUUACCCCGGCGAAAAAUGCGGAGAAGCAAAGCAAUUCGUCGAAUCGCGUGAGAGAUGCAGAGAAGAAAGAUCGCGACUCGUACAAAAGAGAUAAAAGCAAAGAACGAGAUGAUGCGAGAAAAAACGAGCAGACGUCUUCCAGUAAAACAAAGCAAACAAUAACUUCGAAUCAAGAUGACAAUUAUCGAAGGAACAACACAAAUAAGGACAAUUUUGAUGAUAAGACCUACGGUGGUGAUAAAACGCGACAGAAAAGCCGUGAGCGUCAGCGCGAAAAGGAAAUGAGAGACGAACGUCCCUCGAAACUGACUCGUGAUCAGCGCCAAGAACCACAACGCGAUAAGGAUAAGGAUGAAUCUCAGGAGCGUUGUCGGAAUGAAAGACAGCGCGAGCGUGAUCGCGAUCGGGACCGAGACCGAGAAAGAGAACGAGAGCGCGAAGUAGAGAGAGAUAGAGAUCGCGAACGAGAACGAGAACGCGAUCGUGAGCGGGAAAGAGAUCGUGAAAUACGAGAACGAGAUCGCGAUCGGGAUCGAGAAAGAGAGAAGUCUAUGAAACCACGCGAAAGAGACGUGUCUACGGUAAUUUCACCCGCGGCAUUGAAUCUAUCGGCGGAUAAGAGUUCGCGUUACAAUAGCAGAAUCAAGGAACGACCUUUAAAUAAGGAUGUGUCGUUUGAGAAGAGCGGCGGGACUCGCGAGCGAAACAGAAGCGAACGCGAACGGGAACGAUCUGAAACGAAAGCUCUCGCUGAGCGUGAACGGAGUUCCACACAGUCACGAUUGGAUGGAAGAUACGAAAGAAAUACCGUUGUCGAAAAGGACGUAUCAUCAAGUCGCAGCAAGUCGACUGUCAAUUCACCCCGGGAUCGCAUGGAUCGUUUUCGCGAAACGUCUUUAGAUCGUGCAUCCUUACACGAGAAGAGUGCGCAUGUCGCGCCGUCGUCGAGCGUUCAGUCAACAACGACGUUACCACCCGUACCUUCAGCUUCAUCUUCCUCAUCAGUAGUGGCUGUGACACCCACUCUAUCAUCUCGCGAUCAUCUUAUAGACAUGGUGGACAAUCACUACGACAGGGAUAGGCACAGAAGGUUCGGCGUGAGAUAUGAACGGGGUCACACGUCGGAGCACAGUAGCAGGAAAGAUCAGGCACGAAUAGAAUCGAGUCGUGUUCCGAGCAAAAUCAACCGGAUAGUGGAUCGUCGGGAUGCAAACAGUCCGCGACGCACCAUGGAAGUGGACAGGAACUUUGGUAGGAACUACGGCAGAUUGCCGGAGCACUGGGACGAGCAGGAAGAAUCAGCUCCACACGUUGAGUAUCGGGAUCAUGCCCACAUCCACGAGGAUGACAGGAGAAAGACUAUCGAGGGUAGAAGGUUUGACAGUCCUUUUGAAGAGAGACGCGUUGCUCGCGACGAGAGAUCCAGAGAGGCAAGAUAUGUGAUCCAAACUACAGAGCGACCAUCCUUCGAUGAUCAUCGUCAUCAUCAUCAUCAUCAUCGACAUCCUCUGUAUCCUGGCGAUAAGUUGAGAAAUGGUGGAGCCAAUAUCAGAGAUGAAACUGUUUCUAAUGAUAAUUGGGAAGGACAUCACCGUGAUGUAGAACACGGUCGAGACCGUAGUUAUCAGACAGUAGAAUGGGAAGAAAGAGAAUGGCGCAGUAGACCAUUAUGGGAAAGCAGAGAUAGUCUUCCUCGUUCGGAAAUACAUGAUGACGAGUGGAAUUCUAGAUAUGAUAAUACUAUAAGCGACUGGAAGCCUAAUGAUUCACGAAAAUGGGAUAAUCAGAACGUUCACGUUCGAUCGCAUUACAGAAACGAACGCACGAAGGACUUGGAGCACGGAGAAUCUACGCAACAUAACAAAAGACGAUCGUACAAUGCGCCAGAAACAAGAGAAGAACCAGUGAUUCAUCCUUCUGCUAAGCAAGCUGCUAUUUAUGGCAGCAUGAAAGAAGAACCUAUCAACAAGAAGUUGAUGGAACUUGCUGAAGGUAGAUUGUGCACAACUACUAGAGAAAAAUCCACGGAUAACUUCCAAAAGAAGAAUCAGCAAAAGGAUAAACCUGAAAUUAAGGAACCUGUCGCGGUGGAACCAAAGCGUCCCGUUGCCGAUGAGUCUUUACAGACUCUUCAUACCGAGAGUGAUUUGAGUGAUAUUAGCGAUGAUCCUGAUGAUAUAUUGAACAUGGAAGAAGAUACUACAGAUAUGGAAACUAAUAAAACACGGACAAAUAAGAAAGCAUCAGAUACUGCUCACCGUGAUGUACAAUCAACAGUACAAGAGCCAGCUCAAUUAUCUCCGAAAGAACCUGCAGAAGAAACUAUUUUCAGUUCAAAAUCUAAGGAUAAUGCCGAUACAGCGUCAUUGAAGAAUAUGGAAGACGAUAAUAUGGAGACUAUGGACUUUGAAGAAAUUUCUGAUGGUGAGUUGGAGGAGGACAUCAAAACGAGCGGAAAAGGACUAGGUGAUGCCUUAGGAGUCGAUUGGGAGUCUCUUGUGAAGGAAACGCAAGCGAGGAGAAUUGUUCCGUCCAAUCCAGACUCUGCGGAGAAUCGAUGGCAGUGUAAAGCUAUCUACUAUAGAAUCGGUAUAUCUAAGAAAUAUGCAGGUGAAGAUUUCAUGAAAAAGUUGGUAAAAAAGUAUGAGAAGAAUGAUCAUAAAGAAUUUUUGCUGAAUGAUAUUGCGCUAAUGCACACAGGACUUGCACGAAAUCGGUUACUUCAAGAUUUAGGUAAUAAUGCAAUGCAUGCUGUAGACGAUACUUUGUAUAGAAAUAAUAAUGCAAGUUACGAUGAAGACGUAGACUAUGAUUGGGAAACAUUGAAGCCAAGUACCGCUUUGUACGAAGAAGCGAAAUGUUUAUUACAGCAAGUGAGAUGAGAAAGAUAAGUUUUGUACAUAAAAUUAUGAAUAGUCACUGUUUCCUUGUAUUUAUAUAUAUAAAGUAUAUUAUACAUAUAAAAUGUGUGUGGGAUAC
Molecule: messenger RNA, 4515 nt
Organism: Trachymyrmex septentrionalis
Lineage: Eukaryota; Metazoa; Arthropoda; Insecta; Hymenoptera; Formicidae
Product: zinc finger CCCH domain-containing protein 13-like
Exons: 10
Coding region: 234-4418 (1394 amino acids)
Cellular component (GO): RNA N6-methyladenosine methyltransferase complex
Molecular function (GO): metal ion binding
Source: RefSeq, a predicted model, not a curated record